Molecule: messenger RNA, 1078 nt
Organism: Magallana angulata
Lineage: Eukaryota; Metazoa; Mollusca; Bivalvia; Ostreida; Ostreidae
Exons: 3
Coding region: 208-747 (179 amino acids)
Source: RefSeq, a predicted model, not a curated record
CCUUUUAGUCAGGGACCAAAUAUUGGCUUAUUGGGGUGGUCAACUGAUACUUAACAGCGCACACUGCGCACUUAAUUGCAUUUAGUGACCACAAGAUAUCGGCAAGGAGAUAACUUGGUAACCGAGAGGCCAUUAUCCACAGAUUAUACACCGCAGUUGCCGUUGUCAAGUGAAGCAGUGUUGGUCUAGCUACGAUCUGAGCGAAGAAUGGGCGAGUUUAAAGUUACUCACAACUAUGUGUUACAGAAUAAUGUGAGAUACAUGUACAGCGGACUGCCGCUAUCGCUGAGAUACAGAGGAAGUGGAGACUACCCAAACUUUGACAUGCUCAGAAUCAACAGAGAAAACUCGGACUUGAAGAAACUGGUCCUCCAGUCUCACGAGUACCAGCGGCGCAUGAACACGUUCCUGAUCCCCAAGGCGCCAGCCUUUCGGAAGUACACAAACCACGCGGUGGAUCCCGUGGUGGACCGCCUUUUGAAGCCGACCAUAGCGCGAGAAGGGUUCUCCCCGGAAAAGCACUCCGACAAGUUCCGGUGUAAGGAGUACACACGUGAUCCGGACAAGUCCAGCUUCCCCAGUUAUCAGAAAUUACCGGAAGAUCAGGUGCGCGGGAUUACGUCACGGCUGCUGAAACCUACCCACAUGAGCACGCUGAAACAGCGCCUGCCCCCGCCGCCACUGCGCCAGGAUCCAGACCGCUCCAGGGUAGUCCAAAUGCACAGUAUGCCAAUCGUGGACGGAUGACCGAGACGUCUCAUAGAGAAUCAUCUAAAUAUACGCAACAACAACGACCGUCUUAUAAAAGAAGAAAUUAUGAAGAAAAAAAUAUUGUUGAAUCAAGUACCCGUGCGUGCAUCAACUUUAUAAUAAACUUCUAUUUUUUAUUCACUAAAUUCAUACCUUAAAAUUGGAAAAAGUAUUUUAUGCUCAUAUUCACCUAUUUUUAUUUAUUUCAUAUUUGUUGCAAUAUUUUAUGUUGUCAAUUAAAACAAUUGUAUACUAUGUAUUUAUUUCUUUGUACUCUUAAUAUAUAUUUCGUGUAAAUUAUGCUUUGAAGAUAAAUAUAUAAAAUAGA